Molecule: messenger RNA, 1045 nt
Organism: Arachis stenosperma
Lineage: Eukaryota; Viridiplantae; Streptophyta; Magnoliopsida; Fabales; Fabaceae
Exons: 3
Coding region: 67-801 (244 amino acids)
Source: RefSeq, a predicted model, not a curated record
CUCAGUUUGGUCCAUUGAAAUCGUAUCAAAACCUUCAACAAACACUCCAAUCCCACGAAGGCGGCGAUGCCUGGCGACGAUUUCUCGGUGGUGGUUCUGGCGUCGGAUCUCGCCGUUGACGCCAGACCCUUCUUGUCCCAUAAAGACCAUGAAGAAGAAGAGGACAGCUGGCACGAUUGUUCCCAAUACCUCUCCCCCGACGAAGACUUCUCCGAUCUCGAUCAGUUGCAGUUUCUCCGCCGUCAGGGCUCCGACAAGAACGGACAUCCCAUCCUCCGUAUCGUCGGCAAGUACUACCCUGCCACGGUUGUGAGCCCAGAGCGACUGAAGAGGUAUGUUCUCCACAAAAUUUGCAGCGAGAUGCAAGAAGGGCCCUUCUGUGUUGUAUACAUGAAUAGCACUGUUCAACAGGAGGACAACUCCCCUGGCAUAACCAUCUUGAGGUGGAUUUACGAAGAACUUCCUGCUGAUUUUAAGGAUAGGCUUCAAACCGUGUAUUUUAUCCACCCCGGGCUUCGUUCUAGGAUAGUCAUUGCUACAUUUGGCCGGUUUUUCUUGAGUGGAGGAUUGUAUUGGAAGAUCAAGUAUGUAAGCCGGCUUCAAUAUCUUUGGGAUGAUAUUAAGAAAGGAGAGAUUGAGAUUCCGGAAUUUGUAAAGAGCCAUGAUGAUGUUCUGGAGCAUAGACCACUCACAGAUUACGGCAUUGAGCCUGAUCCUUUUCAACUCACUGGGAUUCCUUCUUCCAGCUUUUCAUUCGGCAAGUAUGAGGAGAGAUGGGCAGGAAGGGACUAUGUGUCUUAGGGCUUGCUUGCGAGUUUGGACUUCAAGAAACCAAGAUAUGGAAGGGAAGGGUUUCAAACCUGGCAUGGUUAUUGCUUAAUCAUCAAACUUUGUACAGCGUAGCUCUGGUGAUUUUGUGCUCAUGUAGUUGUUACUUAAAUGUGAUUUUGGGUAUUUGCUGUGUCAAACCCUAAUAUGACUAUAUGUUCUGCAUAUGAAUAGAAACUUACAGUAUAUUAAAUUAUUAAUACACCGAAUUACAAAA